Dovyalis caffra is the source of this 1278-nucleotide messenger RNA. The record is from the annotation of a GenBank genome assembly. Lineage: Eukaryota; Viridiplantae; Streptophyta; Magnoliopsida; Malpighiales; Salicaceae.
AUGGACCCUGACAGUGGUUUCUGUAGCUCUUCUUUUCCGCUGAGGAUCAGAUUGCUUAAAUUACUACUAGCAUUGAUUGAGGCAAGUGCCCUAAAUGUUGUUGUUUCGGUUCUGCCAGAAGCUCUCCAACCUGUUUGGACCAAUGGCUACCGGAAAUCUUGGGGUAUGAAGCUGCAGUCCUCUUCCUCUGUUGAAGACCUACUUCAGAUUCUGACACUGUUGGAGGGUGGCUUGAAGAGGGAUUAUUUGUCCUCUAACUAUGAAACCAGCAGUGAACUUUUAAGCUCGUCUGGCCCAUCUGGAUGCGCUGCUCAAGAUUCUUUCAAUGCAGAAACAGUUCCUGUUCUGCCAUGGUUACCACAAACAACAGCUGCUGUAGCUCUAAGGGUCAUUGAAUUUGAUGCUUCCAUCUCAUACAUGCUCCAUCAGAAACUGGAGUUACAGAAGGACAGGAGUGCUGGGAACUUUAUUAAGCUUCCAUCCAAGCAUGCUGUCAUGAAGAACAACCCAGAUCAUGAAACCACUGGAACUCCACAUCGGGCUGGGUUAUUUCAAGAAGAUAAUUGGGUUGAUGUGGGGAUUGGGUUAGCUGGAUUGGGCCGUGAACAAGGGAUCCGGGGGAGAGGUCGAGGUCGCACUCGUGGUGGUAGAUCACAGACAAGGAUCAUUAGUUCCAGAUCAGAAUCUAGCAAGAGAAGUGCUGCCAGAAGUAGUGACAUUUUAGAGAAGGUAUUGUCAUGGAAAGGACGACCACGUGGCCGUGGAGGGCGUAAGCGCGGACGUCGCAGCGUUAGAAGUAGGCAAAAAGCAGUCAAGAAAGCGGCUGAGAUCAUUCCUGAGAGAAAGAUCCUCAAAGAAACUAUUUAUGAACAGUCGACACGAUGCUUGGGAAGGGAUGACUGGAAUGGUGAUGAAACAAGGUUCCAUGCCGAGGAUGCUGAAAAUGCCAGCAGCUCUGAAAGAUCCGAGUAUGAUGAUGAAAAUGAAAAUAUUCCGGCAUCAGGAGAUGAAUAUGAUGAUCUAGUAGUUGAUGACUAUGCUGGUGGUUUUAAUGGCAAGUCUGAUGACUUACUGGAGGGAAGUGAUUAUAAUAUUGAUGCCAACGAAGAUGAUGAUGAUGAUGCCAUGAAUGAAGAUGAAGAUGAGCUAGGGGAUUUGGAUGUUGAGGAAUACAUCAAUGGAGACUCUGAUGAGGAUGGAAUCAGGAAUGGAGAUGGAGGGCUAAAUGGGGACCCAGAUGAUGGCACUGAAUCUUCGUCUUCAGAUUUCAGUGACUAG